This is a messenger RNA of Mesorhabditis belari, 570 nucleotides long. The record is from the annotation of a GenBank genome assembly. Lineage: Eukaryota; Metazoa; Nematoda; Chromadorea; Rhabditida; Rhabditidae.
AUGAGGUUUUUGGGAAUAACGGUGAGCUCUCUACUAUUGUCGGUGGCCUUCGCGCAGUACGGAGCUCCAGCUGCCGCGCCGCCAGCUCCCGGCUACGGUGAUCAGCAACAGGAUGCGCCUGUCGUCGCCGCCGCUCCUCCACAGAUCACUUGGGGCCAAGCGAACGUGCCCGUCUUCCAACUUCCGGCACUUCACGAAUUCUUAUUCCGCCGUCGCCGCCACCAUAGCUCCAGCAGCUCCAGCAGUGGAUCCGGAUCGGGAAGCUCCUCUGGCUCAUCCGGAUCCGACUCGGACAGUGGAUCGUCUGACUCUAGCUCUAGCUCCGGAUCGGGAUCAAGCUCAGGAAGCGGAUCGGGCUCUAGCUCAAGCUCGGGAUCAGGCUCUCACUCCGGCUCGUCGGACUCCUCCGACUCGGGAAGCCGUCGCCAUCGUCACAGACAUCAUCGCCGUCAUCACCAUCAUCAUCAUCAUUUCCCAUACGGAGGAUACGGCCAAGGAUACGGCGGAUAUGGAGGUGGAUAUGGAGGCGGAUAUGGCGCCGGAGCUUACCAGCCAUCAGCCUACGGAAAA